Molecule: messenger RNA, 1210 nt
Organism: Passer domesticus (house sparrow)
Lineage: Eukaryota; Metazoa; Chordata; Aves; Passeriformes; Passeridae
Gene: AIMP1
Product: aminoacyl tRNA synthetase complex interacting multifunctional protein 1
Exons: 8
Coding region: 201-1127 (308 amino acids)
Molecular function (GO): tRNA binding
Source: RefSeq, a predicted model, not a curated record
CAUAAAGAAUGCCUAAAGGUUCUGCCUCAGUAAAUACCAGCAGCUGCUAAUGUGUCUGAAGUUAGAGGACACUGAUUCUUUCAAAAUACAUCUGCAUGAGGUCUGCUCAGUGCUUUUAUAAAGUUACAAAAAAUCAGUAAAAUGCCUGAGAAACUGUUCUUCUUGGCAUCAACAGGUUUUUAUCCCGUUUUUUGGUAAAGAUGGCAGCCAACAAUGCAGUGCUGAACAGACUGGAGCAGAAGGGUGCAGAGGCUGAUCAAGUUAUUGAGUACCUCAAGCAGCAAGUUGCCCUGCUCAAGGAAAAAGCCAUCUUGCAAGCAUCUCUCCGAGAAGAGAAAAAGCUCCGUGUAGAAAAUGCUAAACUGAAGAAAGAAAUUGAAGGGCUGAAACAGGAGCUGAUUGAGGCAGAAAUUCGAAAUGGAGUAAAGCAGGUUGCAGUUCCUCCUGGUACAACCCUUUCUACAGCUUCAUUUUCAGAGGAUGUUCCAAAACCUACAGCAGUUACAGCAUCUUCUAGUUCCAAAGAUCAAAUUAAAGGUGAAGAUGAAAAGAAAAAGAAGGAAAAGGUAGAAAAAAAAGGUGAAAAGAAGGAGAAGAAACAGCAGCCAGCUGCUGGAAGUAGCGAUGCAAAACCUGUAGAUGUUUCUCGUCUGGAUCUUCGUGUUGGCUGCAUUAUUACUGCUGAAAAGCAUCCAGAUGCAGACACUCUGUAUGUUGAACAAGUGGAUGUUGGUGAAGCAAGCCCAAGGACUGUUGUCAGCGGUUUAGUGAAACAUGUUCCUCUGGAUAAGAUGCAGAAUCGGAUGGCAGUGCUACUCUGUAACUUGAAGCCUGCAAAGAUGAGAGGAGUAGUAUCUCAAGCAAUGGUGAUGUGUGCCAGCUCCCCAGAAAAAGUGGAAAUUCUGGCUCCUCCUGCUGGAGCAGUACCAGGGGAUAGAAUCACUUUUGAAGGGUUUCCUGGAGAUCCUGAGAAGGAACUUAAUCCAAAGAAGAAGAUUUGGGAGCAAAUCCAACCUGAUCUUCAUACCAAUGACCAAUGUAUUGCUACAUACAAAGGAGUUCCAUUUGAAGUGAAAGGGAAAGGAGUGUGCAGAGCAGAGACCAUGGCAAACAGCGGAAUUAAAUAAAUAAAUGGUUAUUAGAAACUUUUACAGAUGUUGAAAUAGAGAGUGAUGCAAGACAACAAUAAACAUGAAAUGCAUGGCUAAGA